GUGGUGGUAGUUGGUUAUCCUUCCAAUUCCAAGGGCAAGUGAUCAACUCCUGAACAGAUCUACAAUUUGGCUCUAACUUUAUAUGGUAUAUACCCGUAUUUGGGCGUUUCUGCACAUUUUUCUAGCUGCAACACAUUUUUUGCACGUUUUUAACUGUUUUCUGUGCAUUGGCACGUUUUUCUCACUGCUCCACGUGUUUUCUGCGCAUUUGCACUUUUUUUACCUUGAAAACCUUUUG
Messenger RNA from Geodia barretti, 238 nucleotides. Lineage: Eukaryota; Metazoa; Porifera; Demospongiae; Tetractinellida; Geodiidae. The record is from the annotation of a GenBank genome assembly.